This is a messenger RNA of Xenopus tropicalis (tropical clawed frog), 2286 nucleotides long. It is a transcript of the gene tctn2, whose product is annotated as tectonic family member 2. Lineage: Eukaryota; Metazoa; Chordata; Amphibia; Anura; Pipidae. The transcript is spliced from 18 exons. The record is from RefSeq and is marked provisional. The coding region runs from base 26 to 2086 and encodes 686 amino acids.
CUAUUGUUGAAGCAUUCAGUGGAUAAUGUCGAACCCGCGGGCCCCUUGUCUGUUCUUUCUAAUAUGUGCUGCCGUGAUGACAACGACAUUGGCGCAAACUUUUUACCCUUCCAGAAUCAUCUUACGUGGACAUAGUGCAACAUCGUUUCUUACAAAUGUGGCAAAUCCUUCACCUAUUGGUGUGUCUAUAACUGUGAUUAAUAAUACAGAUGUAAUACCAGCUCCACGUUGUGAUGGACAAAACAGCACAGAGACCUGGGUAACAUCUCUGGUUCCUUUGCAAAAUGUGAAUGCCUAUGUGUUCACCCUCAGUUUGAAUCAGACACCUUGCACCCAGAAUGUGACUAAUUGCUGCACCGAUGUGCCUUGCUUUGUGCAGACUCUUCAAAUUUCUGCUUGUGUGAAUAAUACUUCUAUUGCCACAUUGCUUGUUGAAGCAGAAAUCUAUAGUAAUACAACUUUCUCUGGGACCAUUUCUGGCAAUGCAACAUUAAUACCAGUCCAGGCCUACCAGCCACUUGGACCCUGUCCUUGCAAUCUAACAGCCGGGGUUUGUGAUGUUCGCUGUUGUUGUGAUACGGACUGCAACUCCAACAUGACUGGGCUGUUUAAUGGAUUCUGUUAUACUGGUAUUUUUGGGGGAAAUGUUACUCCACCUUUUGAUCAGCUUUGCAGUGUCCAGACAAUCAACAGAUCGCCUGACUGGUAUCCAUUUCUGUGUGUCCAGUCCUCUCUUAACAAUUCUCCGUUUCUGGGCUAUUUCUACCAAGGGUCAAUAGCGCCCUCUAUCCAGUCUGUGUCUUUCAGUCUGGUUUCCCCAUCAGUUCCAUCAGCAAUAUCUGGCUUUUAUAAACAAGGAGAUGCUAUAAUGAACCCCACUGGAAAUAAUCAGUAUUUCACAAUCCCACAGCAAUCAACCAUUGGGGGGUGUGAGAAUAAUGCACCUGUGGCUUACCUGCAGGAUUUCAAUGCUACGUGUGUUACUACUCUGUCUACAUGUUCAAGUAUUUUGAACCCUGAUUUAAAUCAGUCAGCCAUUGGAGGUAUUGUAUUUACCAAUGCGCAAGAUCAAAACAUUAGCUUGGACCAGUAUCUUACAUACACAGGACCUGCCCUGCCCCAGCCUAUUCCUUGUGGAAAUGUCAUUUUGUCUGCAGACUACACAUUCUAUUGGCAGGCCAAUUAUCUAAUAUUAAUAAAUGUUACUGUUCUAAUGGCCCAAGUGAACUUAACUAAUCAAGGAGCACAACUGACACAAAGAUUCACUGCAACUUUUCUUAAUGGAAGCAGAUCAUCAGCCAGUCUCUCUGGAAAUCCAGGAUACCAAGUAGGCAAGCCUGUAAUAGCAGCAAAUGGAAGCUCAACACCAGUCAUUAGAACAGAGAUUAAUCUUUGGAAACCUGUUAGCAAUAAUAUAUGUUCCUCCACCACACCAGUUUUGUUUGGGCAAAAUUCAUUUUCUGGGUGCCUUCUGAAUUUGAAUGAAUUAAACUGCACACAGCUAAGAAACACAGUAAUUACUCAUCUAAGAGCCUUGGUUCCAGCUGAUUUCAUAGCAAUGAGAGGCAACUCUAAAACCAAUGACCUGGGUGAAUGGGUACAGAUAUUUUAUGAAGAGCCCAACAUAACAUGUAUUGGAAAUUGUGGUGCUGAAAGUUUAACCUGUUUAAAUGUUCCAGCUAAUAUGAAUAUCCAAAUCAUGACAGCUGUGAUUGGCGCAGUAGAAGGAAUUUUUCAGGAAGAGAUUCUUGCAGCCAAAAUAAGCUUUUCCACAGUGACUGUAGAUUGCAUCUCCAACUGCACACUGUCCCUUCCAGUGAGCACUUCAGUUCAGUUCAUCAGUGUCCCUGCACAGCCUCCUGCCAUGAUUACUAGGUUUCAAUUGAACGCAACAGACUAUGACUGUGAGAAGAAUGAAGUUUGCUGGCAACAGCUUGCAUACCCAAUGACACAGUAUUAUACAGGGGAGCCACAUUAUCUGACCCUUGCAAAGGGAAUGAUACUGGUUUUCUUCUUUAUAGUGUCAUCAGUUUUGGGUGGACCAUGGAAUAGAAUCCGAAAGGCCUGGAAUAAUAAUACAUUCUAAUUAAAUCUGUUAUAUAUUUUAUGUUGUAUAUAUUUCAAAGAAAAUUCUCUAUUUUUGUUUGGGAAUGUAAAUAUAAAUACGUAGAUGCAUUUUUUUACUGUUUCUACAAUUUCCUUUGUAUUGCAUGUAUACUUUUGUACAUAUUGAAAUAUAAGAGCAUAUCAGUAAAAAUUCUGUUCAAUUAAAUGGUUUUAUUAGGA